AUGACAAUUAAUUAUCUAGCAAAUCUGACUAUUUUAUUAAUUUUUCUUCUUGCUACGAUUCUACGUGCACAACCGAUACUAAUAAAAGAUAUACCCGAAUCAAGUGCGUCGUGGGAGCAGGAUGAACAACUGCCCUUUGAAGAUUAUGAGGAAAUUGUUCAGCCAAUGAAAAUACCGAAGUUGCGUAGAGAAGAAAAGAUCGCAAAAAUUUUAAAAACUGGACAAGAUCGAGCGCGAGAGCUCAGAAGAAGAGUGCGAUAUCUAAAUAAGGAACCUGUGUGGCGCAGGGUGGUACCGCUACCAACAAAACCGCUCCGUGGACCUUUACUUGCACUUCCAAUAACAGAGUGUCCAAAACGUUUUGAUGCCGUCACUAGAGCACAUAAUGGGCGAACAUAUUUGUUUUCCCGCGAUCGAGUCUAUCAGGUGUGGAGAAAGGAUAAUCUUCACCAACGUUCAUCGUAUCAUAUCAACGAUCUAUUUGUUGAUGGUCCGCGUACGGUCACAGUUGCAUAUACAAAUUUGCGAAGUGGCGUCACUAUUCUGAUCGAGCAUUCAACUGUUUAUAGAUUUCGAUGGAAUAGGAAGGCCAAAAGGUUUAUGAUAGCAAGAAAAAGCCCGCAACCUUUACAUGAAUCCGCACAACUUCAGCCACGAGUUGGAUUUCAAUGGAUCGAUGGUAAUCAAAUUCUUAUGGAGAGUGACAAAUUCAUAACUUAUGAUGCCUAUUGGAACUUCCCAACAUUCAGCGGAAUAGCUAGCAAUUAUUUUCCGAAUCUUCCUCGAGAUAUUAUCGGAAUGGCCUAUCAAGAUGGCUCAUCAUUUUUAAUUUACACUGCUUCAAAUAAAAUCAUGAAGUCUGGCGAUUAUGAUUUCUAA
Dracunculus medinensis (Guinea worm) is the source of this 879-nucleotide messenger RNA. The record is from the annotation of a GenBank genome assembly. Lineage: Eukaryota; Metazoa; Nematoda; Chromadorea; Rhabditida; Dracunculidae.